UCUCCAAGACUCAACUCAAUUUUCCCCCCUUCUCUUCAUUUCCAUUAGUUUGCAGUAGAAUAGAUACCUCAACGACAAAACUCAAAACCUUUCGCACGCAAGUCUCCCAAGGCUCUCGAAACUUCAUCGGUAGUUUAUCGCCAUCACUCACUGUCUGUUUCCAAGGGGGUACAAGUUCUUUCCUAUUAUGGCUGACAGUGAAGCUGUUGUAGCUCAAACAUCUUCUGCGACAGCCUUCACAGCAGCUGGUUAUCCUCCUGUCUACAAUGAUACCAACUCAGAUGCUUCUGGUGCCGCUGCCACAAAGAAUGUCGAGGAUUUAACUGCCACUGGUGCUUCCCAUCACGUAGCUGGUACUAAUUCCAGUUUAGAAGCUAGUGAUAAACUCUCAGGUCCCACAAGUGCAACUGAUUCAUUUCAACCUUCUCUUCCUGAUCCUUCUAAAAAUGGCAAUAUUGUUAAUGAAGUGGGAAAUAGUACAUCAACUGGUGUUGCUGAGAAUGGGAUUAUUUCAGAUGAUACUCAUGGAUCUAAUGUCGUACAUGAAUUGUUUGAUGGUUCUGCAUUAUCUGAUGAGGAAGAACGUCUAUGGAGCAUUGUUAGAGCUAAUUCUUUAGAUUUUAAUGCAUGGAUUGCUCUUAUAGAGGAAACAGAGAAAAUGUCUGAGGGUAACAUAUUGAAGAUCCGGAAAGUAUAUGAUGCUUUUCUUGUGGAAUUUCCUCUGUGUUAUGGUUAUUGGAAGAAAUAUGCAGAUCAUGAAGCACGCCUCGGCUCUAUGGACAAAGUUGUGGAGGUCUAUGAACGAGCUGUUCAAGGUGUAACAUAUUCUGUUGACAUGUGGUUGCAUUACUGCAUAUUUGCCAUAAGCACGUAUGGAGAUCCUGAGACCAUAAGAAGACUCUUUGAGAGAGGAUUAGCUUAUGUUGGAACUGAUUACCUCUCUUUUCCUCUGUGGGAUAAAUAUAUUGAGUACGAAUACACACAACAGGACUGGUCCCGUGUUGCUUUGCUCUACACACGUGUACUGGAGAAUCCAAAUCAGCAGCUAGAUCGCUACUUUGAAGGUUUCAAGGAGCUUGUUGCUAAUCGGCCUCUCUCUGAGUUGCGGACUGGUGAGGAAGCUGCUGCUGCAGCUCUUGAAAAUUCUGAAAAUGGUGGUCAAGAAGUUGAGGGAGAAAAUCUCCCUAAUGCUGUGGAGCAGUUUUCUAAACCUGUAAGUGCGAGCUUAAAAGAUGCUGAGGAGUUGGAGAAGUAUAUUGCCGUUAGGGAAGAGAUGUAUAAGAAAGCUAAAGAGUUCGAUUCUAAGAUCAUUGGUUUUGAAACAGCUAUCCGGAGGCCAUACUUUCAUGUGCGGCCCCUUAGCGGGGUAGAGCUUGAAAAUUGGCAUAAUUAUCUGCAUUUUAUUGAAGGAGUCGGUGACCUCAGUAAGGUUGUUAAGCUAUAUGAAAGAUGCUUGAUAGCAUGCGCUAAUUAUCCUGAGUAUUGGAUCCGAUAUGUCCGAUGCAUGGAAGCUAGUGGGAGCAUGGAUCUUGCUGAGAAUGCUCUUGCACGUGCUACUCAAGUCUUUGUCAAGAGGCAGCCAGAGAUUCACCUUUUUGCAGCUCGUUUCAGAGAGCAGCACGCAGAUGUUGCCGGAGCUCGAUCUGCUUACCAACUUGUACAUACUGAAAUUUCACCAGGGCUUCUGGAGGCCAUUAUAAAGCAUGCUAAUAUGGAACAUCGAUUUGGAAAUCUAGAGGAUGCUUGUUCCUUGUAUGAACAGGCCAUUGCAAUUGAGAAGGGAAAAGAGCAUUCACAAACUUUACCAUUUUUGUUUGCUCAAUACUCUCGAUUUCUGUUCCUGGUUGCUGGUAAGGUGGAAAAAGCCAGGGACAUUCUUGACCAAGCACUUGAGAAUACUCUGUUGUCAAAACCACUUAUUGAGGCUUUAAUUCACUUUGAAUCUGUUCAGUCUCUUCCAAAACGAAUGGAUUACUUAGAUUCCUUGGUUGAUAAGUUUAUAGUUCCAACUGCUGAUAACCCAAAUGUUGCAAGUAUUACUGAGAGAGAGGAGUUAUCUAGCAUCUUCCUGGAGUUCUUGGAUCUCUUUGGGGAUGCGGAGUCUAUAAAAAAGGCUGAUGAUCGCCAUGCCAAGCUUUUCUUAUCUCAUGGGAGUUCACCAGAGUCAAAAAAGCGCCUCGCUGAGGAUUAUUUAAUUUCGGAUAAAACCAAGCUAGCGAAGUCUUCUCUUCCUUCAUCUGCUCCAUCAGUUAUGGGUGCUUAUCCCAAUGCGCAAAACCAGUGGCCAGCAGGUUAUGGUCUACCACAAGGUUGGCCACAGGUUGCACAAGGCCAAGCACAGCAGUGGACCCCUGGCUAUGCCCAACAGUCUGCAUAUAGUGCGUAUGGUGCAUAUGGAACUGGCUAUCCACAGCAACAGGUACCUGCUUCAGUGCCCCAGAAUGCUGCUUACGGUGCUUAUCCCCCCACAUAUCCUACUCAGGCAUUUGGUCAGCAAAGCUAUGCACAGCCAGCUACAGCAGCGACCUUGACUCCAGCACCGCAAUCUAGUGCUGUCCCUCACCUUAUUAUGGCAGCUUAUUACCUGGAAAGCAGUUAUUAUUGA
Coffea eugenioides is the source of this 2605-nucleotide messenger RNA. RefSeq names its product pre-mRNA-processing factor 39. Gene Ontology annotation, biological process: RNA processing; mRNA 5'-splice site recognition. The record is from RefSeq and is a predicted model, not a curated record. NCBI's taxonomy places the organism in Eukaryota, Viridiplantae, Streptophyta, Magnoliopsida, Gentianales, Rubiaceae. The transcript is spliced from 15 exons. Gene Ontology annotation, cellular component: U1 snRNP; commitment complex; U2-type prespliceosome. The coding region runs from base 188 to 2605 and encodes 805 amino acids. Gene Ontology annotation, molecular function: protein binding.